CCACGUCACUCUCGGUUGCAUACAAGUUACAACAACAACAAGCCGCAAAAUUCUAUUACUACAAACUUCCCCUCUUUUCAAAUUAGUGUUUGCAGCAACAAUUUCAAUUAAUUAAUCAACCCAAGUUUGCCGCUAAGAAAAAUAACCACAGCGACGACAAGCCUCAGUUUAAUAAUGGGUCAGGCAUUUCGUCGAGCAUCUGGAAGAAUCCGUUCCGCAUCUGAAACUGACACGUCAUCAUUGUCCAAACCUAAGAUCACCAUCGACCACCGACCGCCGUCCAAGAUUGCCGCCGACAAGGCGGUGGAGAGCUCCAACGCUGCUAAACUAGACUCAUUGAACGACGAUGAUCGUCCUAAAGCUAAUUUGGACAACAUCCUAGAAGAAAGAGAUCCCAAAUUUGAUGCUAUGCUUGGUCAAAUGCUUGGUAGGAUUACAUCAAAGCCUGGGGGAAAACCUGAAAUGGGUGAGGCAUCUGUGGUUGAAAGGCAGAAUAGGCCCAUGCCAAAGUUGCGAAAUACAAAACCAAAUUCUGGUCAAUAUGAGGAAAGGCCGGUUCCUACAGGCACUUUAAAUGUAGCACAGUUGCGCCAUAUCAUGCUCUUACAUGAAGGAAAAGCCGAUGAUCACAAUGGGCCUAUGGACGUUCACCAGAUUGCAGAAAAAUUCCGGGUUGAGGUUGUUCAGAUUCAGAAAAUCUUGCAAUUCCUGUCUCAUCCUCCAGAGGGAAGAACCGAAGAUAAGAAUAAAACACCAAGAUAAAUGGCUUUACCACAGCAUUGAUAAUUCCUUCCUAUCUGAUUAAAGGAUACUCUAAAUAGAAUUGUAGUUUGCACUGAGUUUUGCCCAAUGAAAAGUAUACUCAGUCGUCUUCAACAGAAAAGUGAAUGCCAAAUACUCUAGCCUCAGGUCUUUAUUGAACUGUUAUCAUUGUAUUAAGAAGUGCUAGUGCAGAUCGAGUUUUGUAAUAUCAACUAUUAAAUUUGUUCUUGUGAUGGAAAUUAACUUUUGAGAGGGAGUUGUAAUAAGGGUUUGUAACCAAACGGCUGAAAUUGUCUUCAUUUUUAUGUGUUUCACAGAAAACUGCUUUAUUGAA
Messenger RNA from Vicia villosa (hairy vetch), 1096 nucleotides. RefSeq lists its product as uncharacterized. The record is from RefSeq and is a predicted model, not a curated record. The transcript has 3 exons. Lineage: Eukaryota; Viridiplantae; Streptophyta; Magnoliopsida; Fabales; Fabaceae. The coding region runs from base 175 to 762 and encodes 195 amino acids.